This is a messenger RNA of Entrophospora sp. SA101, 1014 nucleotides long. The record is from the annotation of a GenBank genome assembly. Lineage: Eukaryota; Fungi; Glomeromycota; Glomeromycetes; Entrophosporales; Entrophosporaceae.
AUGUUUAGACUGAUUCAAAAAGGUGUCCGGUUUGAAUGGGCCAAAGUUUCUAAAGAAGCAUUCGAGCGGCUGAAAAAGCUGUUGACUCCCAAAUACAAAUGUCUGUUGGACAUGGGAUCUUUAGUUGGAUUUUUUGUAAAUUUACGAGAAGGAGUUAAGAUAAGUAGAAGAGCGUUGCAAGCAAAAACUUCGUCGUCGUCAUCGUUUGAAGAAAGGAUGAAACGCGGUUUGCCUACUAAAAGAAAAAUAGCAAAUGUUAAGCAUGUUAUUGCCGUUGCUUCUGGUAAAGGUGGUGUUGGAAAAUCUACAACAGCUGUAAACCUUGCACUUGCUAUUGCAUCAACUUUUCAUUACAAAGUUGGCAUACUGGAUGCUGAUCUUUUUGGUCCUUCAAUACCAAAACUCAUGAAUCUUAAAGGUCAACCAGGUCUUACACCUGAUGAUAAAUUAAUUCCUUUGGUGAAUUAUGGAGUUAAAGCCAUGUCAAUGGGCUUUUUAGCUGAUGAAAGUUCGCCGAUUGUUUGGAGAGGCCUUAUGGUAACACUUCAACAAUUUCUUUAUCAAGUUCAUUGGGAUGGACUUGAUCUCCUUGUGAUAGAUAUGCCACCUGGUACAGGUGACACACAAUUGACCAUAACUCAACAGAUUGAAUUGGAUGGCGUAGUAAUAAUAUCAACACCUCAAGAUUUAGCAUUAUUAGAUGUCAGGAAAGCUAUUAAUAUGUUUAAGAAAGUAAAUGUACCAAUUCUAGGAACAAUUCAAAAUAUGUCAAUGUUUAUAUGUCCAAAUUGUAAUCAUAAAACCCAUAUAUUUGGUAAUAAUGGAGUAGUGAAAUUAUCAAAGGAAUUAAAUGUAGAAAUGUUGGGCGAAAUUCCAUUAGAUUAUGAAAUUUGUGAUUCAAGUGAUAAAGGUAAUCCUGUUGUUCUUUUUCCUAAAAAAAUCGAUAAUAACUUUAUUAGAAAAUCUUAUGUUGAUAUUAGUAAAAAAAUCAUCAAUAAAAUUGUUGAUAAAUAG